AUGUGUAUGCUGAGGAAUGGCAUAUUGGAGAGAAAAUUGAAGGUUUACAAGUACGUUGCUUUUCUUUUUACAAUAGUUGCAUAUGAGUCUAGUGAAAGAUGCUGCCUUGCUGCAAGAUUUCGAGAAGGCUUUGUACGAUGUAAUCGAAGACGUUCGGAAAGGGUUUUGACUCCUCUUCUCGAAAGGAUGGCCGUCUUGAAAGGAUUGAACCUGGCCAUUUCGGAUGAGGAUCCUCACAAGGGCAUCUGUAUGUUUCAUUGGCGCUUGAUCAAAUAUGGCAGGCCGGGUAGGCCAAUGAAAGAGGAAGAAGUGAAAGACUGGGAUGCUCCCGAAAGUCGUCUCGAGAAAAUUGAGCGUGAUGACUAUAUCGAAAGCGAUGACGAUGAAAGUUGUACCUCUUUUGAGCCCAACUAUGACGCUGGAGAUGGCAACGAAGGAGGUCAGGAAGGUCAAGACGCAAAAGAUAGACCCUGCUGUUCCAAGACUGGCAAGCCCGUGUCUUCACAUAAUAGAGAAGGGGAGCAACAACAUGAUAGCGACGACGAUGACACCACUGGACUCUCCACUUUAUCAGCUGCCAGUUUACGAAGGUAUCGAAAGUUCUUCAUGAUUCCCACAAAAGCCAGUGCGAGCAAGCAUGCGAUGUUAGAAGGAGUCGAGAAUCACUUCGAAAGACUUCCUGUACAAGCUAAUGAUACGAUUGCAUUCUUCAUUUACACUGCAAGGAAUCGAAUGAAUACUGUAGAAUAA
This is a messenger RNA of Haemonchus placei, 750 nucleotides long. NCBI's taxonomy places the organism in Eukaryota, Metazoa, Nematoda, Chromadorea, Rhabditida, Trichostrongylidae. The record is from the annotation of a GenBank genome assembly.